Molecule: messenger RNA, 540 nt
Organism: Ostrea edulis (European flat oyster)
Lineage: Eukaryota; Metazoa; Mollusca; Bivalvia; Ostreida; Ostreidae
Product: putative nuclease HARBI1
Exons: 2
Coding region: 1-540 (179 amino acids)
Source: RefSeq, a predicted model, not a curated record
AUGGUGAUCAAAAACAGACCACAACGUCGUCGCCGCCGGCAUCGUCAGCGUAUAGCGUAUAACAGACUCGUGGAUCGCGAAAAUCCAUUAGAAAAUGUGUGUGAAGUAGAGGUGUUCAAGAGGUACCGAUUUAGACCUGAUACAGUUCUUUACAUCACUGGUUUGCUCGCCCCUUCUUUUACACGCGAAACUCUGAGGAGUUGCGCUUUACCACCCCUUCUUCAAGUCCUCGUAACACUGAGGUUUUUAGCGACUGGUGGGUUUUACUCGCUGAUUUCGGACACCUUUUUCUCUAUUUCCCCACCUUCCAUAUGCAGAGCAGUAAGAGACGUGUGCCGUGGUUUGUGCUGGGUGGCUAGACAAUUUAUCAACACGCCGACAGGUCCAAGAAUGGUACAAAUGAAACAAGAAUUUUUUGCCAUUACAGGUUUCCCAUAUGUUCUGGGAUGUGUUGAUGGGACCUUCAUCAAGCUGCAAGCACCAUCACAGAAUCAACCAGACUAUGUGAAUAGGAAAGGAUAUAAUUCUCUUAAUGUGUAG